Messenger RNA from Danio rerio (zebrafish), 1134 nucleotides. The record is from RefSeq and is a predicted model, not a curated record. Lineage: Eukaryota; Metazoa; Chordata; Actinopteri; Cypriniformes; Danionidae.
UACCUGCGGCCAUUCUGCAGAAAACUCCUCCUGCUUCCUGUCUCUUUCUGGGAAUCACUGCGCUGGUGUAAAGUUACAGCAGAAGAGAAAGUCAAAGCACAGUUGAAGACGGGAUUCUGCUUCAGGUAAGACAGUUCAUUUGAUACUCUGAAACUGAAAUGGCGACUGUCAGAGCCAUGAAUCCUUCAACGAUUGUCAUCCAGCUUCAGCCACUGACACAAACAGCAACUGGGACCAGUUCUUCUGUGCCUGUGCGCAUACAGCAUGUAGCAGGAGUUUCACCUCGUCAAGGAAUUCAGGCCUUUCUUAAAGGCCAACCGAAAGCCCUCGGGACUGUCCAGAUAAUGAUCGGUGUGUUGACCUUCCUGUUGGGAAUCUUGUGUACAAUUUAUGGAAAUUAUAUCUUCUUCUUCACUGGUGUUUCUUACGUGGCAUCUCUGAUAUACAUUACUACAGGCUUGCUCUCCAUUGCUGCUGAAAACAAAAUCAAUUCACCAUCUGCUUUAUGUCUGGUGAGAGCUUCCCUCGGGAUGAACAUUUUCAGUGCUAUAGCUGCGGUCUUUUCCAUUAUUAUGCUUUCACUGGGUUUGGCUGUUGGACCCACCAACCGUUACUGCAGAGACUUUUAUUGUUAUAAUUAUACGACUCUCCUCUCAGGAAUCAAUGGUGUGUUGCUGGCGUUCGCCAUCCUUGAGUUCUUCAUCUCCAUCUGCCUAUCUGUGUUUGCCUGUAAAGUCACCUGCUGCUGUAAGCCUAAGAUUCAUGUGAGCAGCAACCCUUUAAUUCAACGCCCUCCUGCAGAAACGCCCCAACAGUACAGUCAAUGUCCUCAAGAAGUCCCUGAACCAUGCUUUCAACAUCCUCCUGCAGAAACUCCCCCAGCGUACACUGAAGGCAAAUAAAUGUGAAUCAACAUGAAAAACGGGGCAGAGCGGUGGAUCUGCUGCUUUGAUGCUGUGACUGUUCUAGUUUCCUUGUGUAUCUGAUCUGAAUAAAGCACAUCAUCAGAUUGUGUCAAAUGGUUAUUAUAGUCAUCAACAUAGAUACCGCUGUGCAUUUUACAUUUACCUAUGUGUAUUUCUCAAAUGUUAUUUGUUUGUAUACUGAUAAAUUGGAUUUGUUUUAUGACUAGCA